Phlebotomus papatasi is the source of this 2360-nucleotide messenger RNA. RefSeq names its product dnaJ protein homolog 1. The coding region runs from base 122 to 2023 and encodes 633 amino acids. Lineage: Eukaryota; Metazoa; Arthropoda; Insecta; Diptera; Psychodidae. The record is from RefSeq and is a predicted model, not a curated record. Gene Ontology annotation, cellular component: cytosol. Gene Ontology annotation, molecular function: protein-folding chaperone binding; acyltransferase activity, transferring groups other than amino-acyl groups. The transcript is spliced from 5 exons. Gene Ontology annotation, biological process: negative regulation of transcription by RNA polymerase II.
AAACUUUGGCGCUAGUAUACGUGCCGACUGCCGACGUCAAAAAUCCUCAAAUGUAAACAAAUUAAAGUGCUCCAGAAACAAGUAAUUUUCCCUACAAGUUCUUCCUAAUUUCAAGGAAAUCAUGUCAAUCUGGAAUAUUUGUGCAAAGUGUCAGCAAAAUGUGGUGGAUACGGAGUGUUUAAAGUGCAAGAGAUGUGACAAAAGCACCCACAAAGUUUGCCUGUCUUAUGGUACUCCGGGAGAUUUGCACGGGGAUGUGUUCUUCGACAUGGUUUGCUCUCAGUGCAAUUUUUCCAGUGGCAGGGAAAUUUUUGCACGAAGGAAACUACCCUGGAUCAUGGUUGUGAUUCUGGUGAUCUACAAUCUCUCCAUAAAGUCUCCAGGAUUAGGGAAUCAUGGAUAUUACCACUACAAAAUUCACAUUUCGAAUUUUGUCUACAAGUACUGGACACAUCUCUUUGCUCCGGAAUUCAAACGCAAGAAAAAUUGGAUUGGAAGUAUUGCUGGAACUUUGUCACAUUUCAAUCGUGUGUAUUUUCUGUCCGGAUCUGAGGAAUUGGGCAGCAAUGGCUGGUGGAAGUUGAUUAGAAAUGAGACUCCUCUCUCAUACUUCAAUCAAUAUGAGGAAUCUCAGAAAAUGAGACAGUCUUUUAUGAGAAGGGCUGCUGGUACAUUUAGUACAGCUGAAGUUCCUCCGGAACUUGUCCAGGAACAGAGAGAGCCUCCCAUUAGUGUUAAAAGGGAGGAGGAUAGUGAAGAAGAGGUUGAAGUAAUUCCGCUGAAGAAGAUUAAGAUUGAAGAAAGUUCAAUUGAAGAACUUUUGGCAUCUUUUACUGACAAUAUUUCAGCAGAAGAUAUUCCUGAUAUUGCCUCGGCUGGAGAGGAAUUUAUUUUCAGUUGGGAUGAUAUCCCACAAAAUAUCAAGGAAGAUUGCAAUUUUGCUGAAGAAGAAGAUUCAGAAAGGUCAGAAGUGGUAGAGGCUGUUAAAGAAGAAGAUGAAAGUUCAGAUGAAAGUGACAAUGAAAUCCCUACCAAAGAGGAUAAGUAUCCAUAUGUAGCCUCUAAGAGCCUAUUCAGGACCUCGUCCAAGUCAAGGACAUCCUUUCUAGAGGAAGAUAAUUGCUCAUUGCCAAAAACAAACACUGAGAUGAUGGGUGAAUAUGAAGAAGGGGAAUUACUGAAGAAGCUCAGGGAUAUUGUGGCCAAAAAGCCUAUUGAGGAGAUUCCAGAAGAAAUCAGAAGGUAUUACAGGAAGUUGUCUGUGCGAGAGGUAAAGAGAAAACUCCUCCAGCCACUUCACAAUAUCGAUACCCUUCCACAGGGUAAAGAUGCCAAGAAGCGAGAAAUCAUAUUGGACAGAUUCCAUCAGUUGACUUGCAGUGUAAAAAUGUCCGAGGAUGAGGACGUUAAGUUCUCUUCACGGUUGGUUGGAAAAGUCCAGCAAGAACUCUUCCAAUCUCCUUAUAGUGGAAGAAUCCUUCAGCCUUACGUGUACAGAGAUUCCGUUUCCAUGCCUCAGUGGGUCAAAAUGAUGUGUGAGCUUCAGUUUACGGUGAAUGACGGUGAAAUUCCUUCCCGGGCGCCCAUUGACUACUGCUACGUUCGGCCUCAUCACAUUCCUGCAGUAAAUUCGCUGCUACAGCGACUGUUCUGGCCAGGAAUAGACAUGUCCGAAUGCUUAAUGUAUCCGGAUUUUAGUGUGGUAGCUCUGUACAAACGAUUGAUCAUUGGCUGUGCCUUCCUCGUGCCCGAUGUUGGUCACAAUGAAGCUUAUAUCAGUUUCAUGGCUGUUCGUCCGGGUUGGCAAAAAGCUGGAAUUGGAUCAUUUAUGCUUUACCAUCUGACCCAGACAUGUUCAGAGAAGGAUAUCACACUUCACGUAUCCGCUACGAAUUCAGCUGUAUUCCUAUAUCAGAAAUUUGGCUUUAAGAUCGAAGAGAUGAUUCUCGAUUUCUACGACAAAUACCUUCCGUGGGAAUCUACGGACAGUCGCCAUGCUUUCUUUUUGCGCCUGAAACGCUGAGAGAAACUUUUGGAGGAAGGAUCGGCUGCUGAGAGAGAGAGAGGAGAUUGUGGGCGGGAGUGUGCCGUGGGGAAAUAUAGACGUGGAGGACAGGCGUUUGGAAGUAGGUGGAGGUCAGAGACGAGAGUUUGAAGAUAUAGAGAGAAGAAUAAAGAGAUGGGGAAGGACUACUAUAGGAUUUUGGGCAUUCAACGUGGAGCGACAGAUGAGGACAUUAAGAAGGCGUAUAGGAAAUUGGCGCUAAAAUAUCAUCCGGACAAGAAUAAAACACCUGGCGCUGAGGAUAGAUUCAAGGAAGUUGCAGAGGCGUAUGAAGUGCUGUCGGACAAGAAGAAGC